GGUUUUCUUACGUCACGUCAACUGAGUUGUUAAGAAAACAUCGUUAUUUACAUGUAAAAUAAGAGUAUAACAACAUAAGAAAGGAUUUUUGUGCGACCAUGUAGCUUCUAUCUUUUAAAAAAAAUUGUUUACACUGUUUUGUUUACUGAUGAACGGACAGACAAGGAUACAUAGAUAGAGGUCUACACAGUAUAAAAGAAUCACGGAUAACAAAAGCUGUGUAUUUAAUGAUAAUUUAUUUCAACAAAACUCACUGAUUCAGAUGACAAAACUUAUCUCCAUGUUCAUUGGAGGGAUGAUUUCGAAAAAUAAAUUUGUUAAUACGAAUAACUUCAGUUGAUUAGUGGACUUUUGUUUGUAUUAUCAGUUAACGUCGAAAUUCGACACAACUAUGUGAUUGCCUGUAUAAAAGAUAAUAAAAGACACUCAAAACACCAAUCAAGUAAUAUUAAGAAGGCUAUUCAAGUUCAUACUUAUCUAGACAAUAUCUAUACAGAUGGUUUUAAACAAACAAAUUCAUUACAUGUAUACGCCACUAUAUUACCAUUAGACUUGUUGAAAGAUAAAUGUUUACAAACCAUUUAAAUGUAGUAAAUAACGGAACAAACAAUUUUUUUCUUAAAAAAAAGGAGUUAAAAUUAAAUGAAUGAACCAAGUUGUAACAUUUAUAAACACUCUGAAUCAUUACUUCAUAAAAUUAGGUAACUCAGAUCAGUACUAAAAAUUCAAACUUUAUGUAAACAGUUUAUGUCUACAUCGAAAGAAUUAGGUUGAUGAAUAUAUGUUUUGACAAGUUUAUUGACUUUUGAUAGUUCACAAUGUCAGACCACGUGUUUUCUUUUCAUUCUACUCUAUCAAGAAGAAUGUCUCGAUUGUCUUUAAAACGUUCACCACCACAUACACCUACUUUAUCUAGUUGUAAUCAAAGUUUACACAAUGUUGAAAUUGGAAAACAUGUUGGUCGUUAUGGUCCAGGUUUUUUAUGGAGUUUAUUUGAAAGCAUGGAAUCAAAUACAAGAGUGAAACGUACAACAUUCAUAUUCGAUAAAAAAAGGUUGGAUCGAAUCAAUAAAAAUCGGAGACAAGAUUUAAUUUUGCAAACAUUACGGAAUGAUUUGAUAAAUUUAAACAAACUGAAACAUCCACGUUUUAUACAACUAAUACAUGAUAUUGAAGAAACUAAUGAAUGUCUCACUUUUAUAACUGAGCCAGUAAUAGGAAGUUUAGCAGACAUGUACAUAAAUGAUCAGGAUUCGUCUUUUUGUGAAUUAGAGAUUAUAUUUGGAAUAUAUCAGAUUACAGACGCACUAAGAUAUCUUCAUAGUACCCAAGAAUUAAUGCAUUGUAACAUAAAUACGGCGUCAAUCUUGUUGGUUAACAAGAGUAUAUGGAAAUUGGGUGGAUUGAAUUUUCUAGAAAAGAUUGUUGACACCACAAAGAUAACUCCAAAGUUUACUGGAUGUUCAGUUAAAGUACCAGUGUUUGCUCAACCAGAUUUAGAUUUUAUUGCUCCAGAAGCUCAGAUGUAUAAUUCCAUGUCACCGCUUGCCGACAUGUUUUCCUUAGGAAUGGUAGUUUGUGCUAUUCAUAAUCAGGGACAUUCUUUGAUUGACUCAGAGCAAAAUCCAAAUGUUUAUGUUAAACAAUUGCCUGAAAUCCCAAAUAAUUUUGAAAAAAUAUGUGAACGACUACCCAGAGCUUUAUUAGAACCUGUACGUAAAAUGAUCAGUAAGGAUGUUCGUGAAAGACCGACAUCACAGCUUUUUGCUUUAUUAAAGGUAUUUAACGAACCAGUAGUUCUUUCUUACGAAGGUUUACUAACAUUGAAUGAUAAAUCAUUAAAUCAGAAGAAAGAAUUCUUUGGCCGACUCCCUAAAGUUAUACCCUUAUUUGAACCUAAUGUCAGAUAUAAAUAUAUUCUACCACUUAUUUUACAAUGGUUAUAUGAGUCAAACGAAUUAAUUCCCUAUAUUCUACCAUCAUUUUUAACCAUGAUUAAAGUGGCGGAAUCUGAUGAUUAUGACAAAUAUUUAAAAUCCCACUUGCAAAAAAUUUUAACGGAAACCAAAUCACUUCAGACAAGUAUGGUAAUUUUGGAUCUUUCAGAUUUCUUUAUUAAUCAUAUUAGUCAAGAUGACAUUGGGAAUCUUCUCCUUCCUGAAAUAUUUGUUUGCCUCGAACCGGGCACUCCAAAAUCUUUGGAAACUGUUCAGAAUGCAAUUUCAGUAUUGUCAAACUAUCUUAAUAAUACACAAAUUGUCCAAUCAAUUCUACCACAGCUCAAAGAAAUAUAUAAUCGUAAAACAUCAAAUCCCAAGAUUCGCAUUGCGUGUUUAGAAUGCCUAGGAAAACUUUUAAAAAAAUUAACAUUACCUACAUUAUGUGAUGAUGUACUACCAUUUGUUAGCUCAAUCCGAACAGUUGAUCGUGAAUUAGUUCUUGCUGUUGUGGCUUUGAACCGUCGACUCAUAUCAGAUAGAAACAAUGAAAUUUCGUACACUUACAUAGCUGGAAUGCUAUUGCCUUCUAUGGUGAACUUUCUGGCAUUAAAAACACUAACUAUAUCUGAUUUCCGAACUGUAAUUAAUUUAACUCGAACAAUGCUGGAUCUCAUAGAUCGACAGCGUUCAGUUGAACUAAGAUCACAAACUGGAUCGAAAUCAGUUGGUGGGAGCUGUUCUGAUAUGAGUUCAUCAUUUGGUGCACCUCGAAAUCUUCCGUUAAUUGCUAUGCAACGUCCAACUAUAGAUUCUGAAUUAUUAUACGUAGAUAUGGAUGAUUCAAAGCUUUCAAGAUCAAGUUUAGAUUAUCGUCGAAGUUCUGGCAGUGAAGUCACUGGAACUAGUCGGUGGAGCAGAAACAGCUUGUUAAUUCAACGGUUACAGGCAUCAAAACAUCGAUCAGAAAGCCUAUUGUUCAAUACAAAGCACAGAAACUCCAUUGGUGAUCAUAGAUUUUGGAAUGAAAGUGCAAGUAAUCCAAAUUUCAAUUAUCAUGGACAUUCAAGUACAAAUUCUCGUAUAGGACCAAGUCCAUUUUAUAAUUCAAGUCCAACUUGUGACGAUCUAUAUAAAAUGAGAAGAUAUUCUGGAAAUAUUUUAACUCGAUCAACAGAUAAUCAAGUGAAUGUAUAUGAUAAUUUAGGUUCCUUAAAUGUUCCAAGAUACAACAAUGGUUUUCUAGACCCUAGAAGACAUAGUUAUGGUUUUACACCUAGUACAUCAACGAAAUCUCUAAUUACAGUCAAUGUAUGCGAAGGUCCUUUUGUUACUCCGCUCAGUCACCGUGGUUCAAUACGUCGAAAUUCUGGUUGGAGCUGUGGUCAAUUUUCUGCUUCUCAAGUAUCAACAUUCAAGAAAGUUUUGUGAAAUAUUUACUAAAUUAAAAGAAGGCGCUUUUUAUCAAAAUUAUAAUAAAUAAUAUUGUUAUUAUUGUUUUAUUAUCAGAUUUAUAUUUAUGUUCAUUAUUUUGAUGUGUAUUCAACUUCACUUUUAACUCCAUGUUUACAAGUUAUGUAAAAAUAAAUAAAUAAAAGAGAACGAUUCAAUGUUCAAUAAUCCUCCAGUGAACUUUCCUUUAUUGUCUAUUUAAUAAAUUGUAAAAAUUUGAAUUCAGUAACGGCGAAGAAAUAAUGUUCCGUAUAACAUAUUUUUGUUUUCUUUAAAAAGUAAGUGAACUUUUUUCAAAUAUUCUUAAACAUUCAAAAAUGUUCCACUUAAAUUUUGGAAAAAAUAAAUCGAUGUGACAAAAACAUUUCUCUUUAUUUUUGUUAAGUAACACAUCUUUAUACGGAUACUUGUAUGAAAAAAAAAUUUUGUUAGAUGUUUAAAAUUUAAGGAUCUUGAGUUAUACAGUUGUUAGUGUACAACUUAAGUGUUCAAAUCUUGAUUCGUACACUUCAGUUAAAGCAUCAGAAUAAUUUCUCUUUAAUUACAAUAAAGAAGAGAAAUUUGCAAGGUUACGGUAGAUCUGGCAACCAUUAUUAA
This is a messenger RNA of Schistosoma intercalatum, 3986 nucleotides long. NCBI's taxonomy places the organism in Eukaryota, Metazoa, Platyhelminthes, Trematoda, Strigeidida, Schistosomatidae. The record is from the annotation of a GenBank genome assembly.